Salvia miltiorrhiza (redroot sage) is the source of this 1661-nucleotide messenger RNA. Its product is annotated as transcription factor MYB17-like. The record is from RefSeq and is a predicted model, not a curated record. The transcript is spliced from 3 exons. Lineage: Eukaryota; Viridiplantae; Streptophyta; Magnoliopsida; Lamiales; Lamiaceae. The coding region runs from base 681 to 1523 and encodes 280 amino acids.
ACAUCAAAUUCUAAAACUUGAAUCUAGAAAAUAAUUACUAUUUGUGUUUGACAGAGAGAGAGAGAGAGAGCCGAAUAUGUGGGAGAAAUUAAAAACUCAGUGUGCAAAAACCUGAGUAGAAGGGAAGCAAUAAAUAUAAGAAUUUAUUUGGUCUGCGGAAACAUUCAUUCAAUUUAUCCUCGUCCAUGUUGAUAAAAAAAAUAAUUGCCCUCUAUAUCUGGAUAAAAAUAAAUAAAAGUAUUAGUUUGUGGUAUCCAUUUACUAAUCUGUAAUUCUAUUCUCUACUUAUAUCAGUGUGAGUGCGAGCAUUGAAUGCAUCAUCUUAGCCAGCUGAGAAAGUACUCUGAAUUGUCUUUUCACAUUUAUGAUUUUUCUACAUUCAAACACUCCUCCACCUUUCCCUCACAUCAAAAGGAACUUCUUCUCUUUGCUUCACACUCUCCUCUCUCUCUCUCUCUAGUAUGAUCUAUUCACCACUGUAAUCAGUUUGGUGUGUGUGUGUGUGUGUGUGUGUGAUUGAAUCCUCAAAAAUGAUCUUUCUUGCAUUUUGUUUCAUAUCAUUCAACAUAAUAGAUACAAAUCCUCUGUUUUCUUCUCUGUCUUAGGUGUGAGAGUGUUUAUUUAGUGUGCAUUUAUAAUUUAGAAUCUAGAACAGAAAAUCUCUCUCUCUCUCUCUCUUAAUGGGAAGGGCACCAUAUUGUGAUAAGAAGGGGUUGAAGAAGGGGCCAUGGACUCCUGAGGAAGAUGAGAAACUGGUGGAAUAUAUCAAGAAACAUGGCCAGGGAAGUUGGCGUUCUCUCCCCAAACUUGCAGGUCUUCUCCGCUGCGGCAAGAGCUGCCGCCUGCGCUGGACCAACUAUCUCCGGCCAGACAUCCGCCGCGGCCCCUUCACCGCCGACGAAGAGAAGCUCGUCAUCCAGUUGCACGCCAUCCUCGGCAACAGGUGGGCUGCAAUUGCGUCGCAGCUCCCGGGCAGGACGGACAACGAGAUCAAGAACUUGUGGAACACGCAUCUGAAGAAGCGGCUGCUCCAGAUGGGCAUCGAUCCGCGGACCCACGAGGCCUCGUCCUCGUCGGCCGCCUGCCCGCAGAGCCGCCACAUGGCGCAGUGGGAGACGGCCCGCCUCGAGGCCGAGGCGCGUCUCUCCAAGGAAUCGAUGUUCCUCGCUUCCUCGUCGCCGCCCGGGGCGGCGACGAGUCGUAAUCCAGAGGGCGGGGACUACUUCCUGCGCCUCUGGAACUCCGAGGUCGGGGAGACCUUCCGGAAGCUUCGGAAGGAAGCUUCCGGAAGAACCGACGAGAGCCCGUCCUCGUCGUCCACGAAAUGCAGCACCCUGUCCGAAGCCACCGUGAAGGUGGAGAAGUCGUCGUGCGUCGAGGACGUGUCGUGCAGCUCGAACGAGAUGGAGGAGGACUCGUCGGAGUCGGCGCUGCAGCUGCUUUUGGAUUUUCCGACCAAUAAUGAUAUGAGCUUCUUGAGCCAGCCCGACUGCUUCGGCUUCUUUCCUCCCAACUUCUUCUGAAACUUUUAAGCAGAAGAUAUAUGUAAUUUUUUGAGUUAAGGUUUCUGUCUUUGUAAGAAAGAUUGCAGAUGUAAUUUCCUCUGUUCAGACUCUGUAACCUUAAAAAUUGACAAAUAUAUUUUCUCUCUAGCUUUAACA